Aspergillus nidulans FGSC A4 is the source of this 587-nucleotide messenger RNA. RefSeq lists its product as uncharacterized. Bases 93 to 587 code for a protein of 164 amino acids. The record is from RefSeq and is a predicted model, not a curated record. Lineage: Eukaryota; Fungi; Ascomycota; Eurotiomycetes; Eurotiales; Aspergillaceae. The transcript has 2 exons. Gene Ontology annotation, cellular component: membrane.
GAAUCCCACCCUAUAGGUUUAUAAUCUCGAACCAAAUUGAAGCUAAACACGGAAUAGUAUUCAUUGGUCUCAGGCUCAACUGCGCUUCCCAAAUGGCUUCCGGUCUCCUUACGCUUUCGCGCACUUCUGCAGUCGGAAUUGGCCUGGGUCUCGGGCUGUCCUUCUCGCUCCUCCAUUCGUCUCCCUUUCGCACAGCACCCAUGAGAUGCGAAUAUGCAACUCCGAGUAUCGGCUCUACAGGGCCCGGCUGGACUGUGUCCAAUCAAGAUCCGUUAAGGAAGCAGGGCGCGGCUCGAGAAAGCGGUAUCAUGACUGCGUCGAACAUGCGACAGGUGAGCAUGGGAAGCGUCCUUGGCCUUGUUGUUGGAGUUGGAUUAAGGGCGUUCUCGCGGGUAUUCGUGGUCCUUUUCGGCAUGGGGAUUAUAUUGGUCGAGUGGGCUGCUUCCAAAGGAUACAACAUCUUGCCUACCCGCCAAUUGCAGAAAUAUGUGAAAUCCGUCAAUCUCGAGAAACUGAUUUCACGAAAUGUACCCUUCAAGGUUACUUUCGGCGCAACCAUGGCCCUGGCUGCUUUCGCGCAGUUUUAA